AUGACCACGCCUUCAGCUGCAGCGCGAGUGUUCGCGAUUCCCGAGCUUCUCGAGCACAUCAUUCUUCAAGUCAUGCGCAGUCCAGAUUAUCCAUGCGCACGCUAUGCGGAUCCUUUGCUGGAGCGCGACCGCCAAAACUACAUUAUGGAUUCGUUCGCCCUCAAGAGAGUCAGCCGCGACUUCAACCAAGUCAUCAUCGGCUCCAGCAAGAUCCGAGAUGAAAUUCUCACACAACGCUUUCCUGGGCUCGUCUCUCCAAUCAAAACUCCACUGGAUAGAAUCUGGUGGCUCGACGUCGUAGGUGGCCUGAUCGGCUCAAUCAACACGAAGUACAACGAGGUAGAAAUUCAUGGUUCGGAUUGCGACAAUAGGAGACGCGAUGCAAUCUCGGUCCACGGUGAAGCAUCAUGGCGACAAGUCACAUGCCUUCCAAAGGGCGUCGCCUCACAUGAGAUUUUACUUGUGGAGAGUGAAUUCUGCAGUUCCGGGGCUCUAAGAUCAAAGCAGGUACAGAUCAAUGAGCACUACACUCUAGGAGAGCUCUACGAGGAGAUGAUCGCGAUUGGAGGCAAAUGA
Molecule: messenger RNA, 576 nt
Organism: Pseudocercospora fijiensis CIRAD86
Lineage: Eukaryota; Fungi; Ascomycota; Dothideomycetes; Mycosphaerellales; Mycosphaerellaceae
Exons: 1
Coding region: 1-576 (191 amino acids)
Source: RefSeq, a predicted model, not a curated record